Lingula anatina is the source of this 2216-nucleotide messenger RNA. RefSeq lists its product as uncharacterized. NCBI's taxonomy places the organism in Eukaryota, Metazoa, Brachiopoda, Lingulata, Lingulida, Lingulidae. The record is from RefSeq and is a predicted model, not a curated record.
AAACAUUAAAUAUACGCACAUUUCAUUCCGCUUUUUUCACCAACCCUUUCUGCCAUCCACUCCAAAAGUUGAAUUCACAAAUAAAAAAUUGCUAAUCACUAUCAAAACUUUUCACGUGCAAAGAAAUAUCUAAUGUUCGUAAUUGGAUUUUUAAAAAUCCUGUAUAGAAUGUGUUUCCUAGACAGCGUCAUGAAGUGUAUAGAAUUCCUCACUGAAUAUCGUUUUAAGUCGAAAGAGCAAAGAUAUGUCCCAACUCAUAAAAUGCCCUACUUGGUUAUGAAGGAGGGCCGAUUUCAGUUCAAAGUGGUGUACUUGUAUAAAAUAUGAUGGAGGUCACAUGAAGAUUCUAGCACAAUAUGCAUGAGCACUACGAAAAAAUCAGGGGAAGGGGGAGGCGGGGACGAGCAUGCACGCUUAGCUAAUACACAAUUUAUAGGCAUGAACGCAGUGUUAUUGUUGAACGGUUCUAUGAUGGGCAAUAGACUUUUUUUUGAUAGUCUCGAUUUUCUCGAGCUCUAUUUGAAAAUAUAGACUGUAUUGAUGCACAGAUGCAUAUUGCUAAUGUCGCAAGUAGUACAUAGGGCAUUCUGAAAGGUACGCAAAGUGUUUGAGUUCCUUCGAAAUAUAAUAAAAGAGACAAUAAGUUAAAUAUAUGGUCCAUAUAGAUAAAUAUAGGGCAGUGCAGACUUAUGUUGUGCCCUGUGUUUUAUUCUUACAGCAACUAGAAGAGCUGUUGCAUUCAGUUGAUUCGCUGUGAUUGUGUUAUAAACAGCCAGCCCUCACGUCUAAAUAAGGCUGCCAAGUAGUGCAAGAAUCAUUCAGAGGCUGUUCCUAGAGAGAGAGGCGUUUUCUGCGAUUAUUAUGACAUAAUUCCACGUUUUAAAAAGAUGAUAAUAUAUAUACUAUAUGAAAUGAUAUAUAUUCUACAUAUUGAUAUAGUGAUAUACAGAUUCAAGACGGUCUGACAAAGUCGUGUAGCAUUUGUAAUCUGUAGCUUUGACAUUUAUUUUUAUAAAAUACUAUGAUAUAUUAGAAAAAAUGUAUAUUAUCGGAGGCUUAAAUUAGUGUACACCUGGGGUUAAAGUGGAACUCUGCUAUGCUUGGAUGAUAAGAUAAUGGGUGUCUUCUUGUGCGUGCACGAUAAUUGAGAUACAUUAGAAAAUCACGAGUUCAGUCAGAGUCGAGUUUCGUUAAGACAGGGCGAAGUCUGUUUUUCGGUUACAAACUCCGUCCAGUCCUCCCCUGCUAAGCGCUUUCAGUAAAGGAGAUAGAAAGUACUAUCUUGUGGGAUAUUUUGGGAAUGAAAGCACUAGUAUAUUUACUCGUAAACCGCAUAGUGACGCCGCUCUCCAUAUAUGGUAUGUAACGCAAGGAAUGCCGGCUGUGGAAGGGGAAUCUGACUAAACGCUGUUCCAGUUAUUGAACAUCGCCCCUCUGCAAUUUGAUAUUGGAAUAACAAGGUGUGCUGCUUGGAUUAACUGUACAGCGGCAUAGGCAGUGGAUUUUGCACGCGCCCUGCGCUAUAUACAAAUGCACAAUGGACGUAACAGAAGACUUGAAACGUCAUAACCAUGGCAACGAGGACUUAACGUUACCGCAACCUAGCGGUGCAUCUGUUAUUGAAAAAGAGGUGACAAAAGUUAAUGACAGCGAGAUUAAAGAAAGACAAACGCCAGACCCUACGGAUACGACAGAAUUAACAGAAACUACAGACAAAGUUCGGAAAAAGAAAAGAGUUAAAAAGGAAAGAAAAAAGAAAUCAGAUGAUGGCUCUGUUGUUGAUGAAGAAACAGAGGAAGAGACAAAAAAGAAAAAGAAAGUAAAAGUGAAAAAAGAAAAACGUUCCAAGUCUUCUGAUCGCGAUGUUUCUCUCCGUCCAGAUCCAGAAGGCGGCAAUGCCAGACCGCCCUGCAAUAUGGAUGAAUAUGAUGCAGUCAUAUAUAGUAACAAACCUAUCUUCUCUGAUGUGGAAGAGGUAGAGAGUGACGUCAUCAGUCGGGAGGAGUUACCAAAGCAACGGUCAAUGCGUAACCCUAGUUUCUCGUUUGCCCAGAUGCUGAAUUCUAACACUAUGCUCAAGUUUGCUAUUAUAGGAACAGAAAUACAGAAUAUAUUGAGAGUUUCAUUAAGAACGGUAAUAGUCUCUUUAUGUUAAAUGGUGUGCAUGAUUAGCUUUUAAUGGAGAAAAAAAUACCACACGUCAUGACUUGACAGUG